ACCCAUCCGAAAAUGCCUAUAUUUGGCUGAGGAAAAACUCCACCAUGAAAUAUUAUUAUAUCUUUGAGGGAGGCAUGGGUAUAAUAAAACCAGUCAAGGUCAUGACCUCGCCGCGUUCGAACAGUGUCACAUACAGGGAAACGACAAUGUAAACUUUACAAGUUCAACGGCAAAGGCAUUACAAGUGAAUUCAUGUAUAACCAAGGAAAGCUAUUAAUAUAGCAAGUAACGAGUAUUAUAUGCCUGCGCAAAUCUUAAUCUGUCAUCAUGAUAGUAACUGAUCUCCUCGCUGUUGCAGCCUCUAACAUCACUUUUAUUUUAGUGAUCGCAGCUUCAUUUUUCAUUACUCGUUGUUGGAUCAAUACAAAACUAGAGAACGAGAGGGUGGCUAGAUCUGGAGGGCGUCCACUUCCUGGUCCACGGGGGAUUCCAGUCUUUGGAAACAUGUUCUCCUUGGACAAGAACAGUCCACAUCUGUCACUGAUAAAGUUGGCUAAAGUCUACGGAAACAUCUUCAAGAUUCAGAUGGGUAGCCGACAGGUACUUGUUUUGAACGGACUUAAGGCUAUUCAGAAUGCAUUGGUAAAUCAAGCCCUUGUAUUUGCAGAUCGCCCUGUCAUGUUCACUCUGAAAGCCAUCAACGACGGUAACAUUUAUGGGCCGAGCCUGAGCUUUAGUCAGUACAGCGAAGAAUGGAAACUUCAUCGAAAGAUAACCGAGACAUCUCUCCGCCAUUUUACUGCAGGCGAUCAGGUCCAGUUCGUUGAAAAAUUUGCGCGAGGUGAAGCAGAGCAGCUGGCUGCGUAUCUGAAAGAUCAUAAAUAUGAAAAAUGCGAGGACAUACCUUAUCUUAUCCGUUUGUCUGCAAGUAACCUCAUGUUUGGGUUUAUGUUUCGGAAGCGAGCAUCCUACAACGACAAGCAAUGUAUCAAGUUUAUCAAGCUUUUUGACGAUUUGAGUAAAAGUAUUGGAAAUGGAAACAUAUUGGACUAUCUUCCUUGGCUUCGAUAUUUUCUUUUUGAUGCAGCAUCAGGAUUUUUGAAGUUUCAGGAUAGCUUCAACAAAGGCAUACGGGGACUCAUAGAUGAGCAACAUGAACUGUAUGUUCGAGAUUCCGCACAGUUUAUCAUGGACGAAGUCAUUGAUGUCGAUUAUGAUGAGAACGAGUUUCAACGUUUGAGUGUGACGGGACGAACAGUUCUUCAAAAUGCAUUUGACUUUUAUGGAGCGGGAUUCGGAACAACCGCUUCGGUCAUAGAAUGGGUCAUGGUUUAUAUGGCUUUGUUUCCAGUAGUUCAAUCUGACGUCCAAAGCGAGAUCGAUCGAGUAGUUGGUCGUGGUCGUUCACCAGCAUGGAACGACAGGGACCAGCUACCAUUGACACAGUCCUGUCUUCUUGAAAUCCUGCGCUUCUCAACAGUCAGUCCUUUCGGCAUUCCUCACAGCACAACAAAGGAUACUGUUCUUGAUGGAUACUUUGUUCCCAAGGACAUGGUAGUUUUCGUCAACAUUUACUCCGCAAGUUUUGAUCCUGAGGUCUGGGAACAACCUGAAGCGUUCAACCCUCGUCGCUUCCUAACUGAGGAUGGGUUGCUGGAUGAGACGAAGAAGAAACUCUUGCCAGUCUUUGGCUUCGGUCGGAGACAGUGUGUAGGUUCUGGUCUGGCGAGAAUCAAUCUUUUUAUCUUCUUCACUACACUUCUUCAUCAACUAAGGUUCAGUUGUCUGGACGGGAACGAAUUGAACCUUGAUUUUAAGUUCGGGCUCAAUCUAAUCCCUAAGAAUUUUAACAUACACUUUGAAUCCAGGUAGGGAAAAGGGGAUAUAUUCCGACCUCGAUCACUUGGGGUAACGCACCAAUCACUUCGUAUUUAAUUUCCUCUUGUAAUCCACUUCAAAGAAAUCAUAACAUAAUAGGCCUUUUAAAUUCAUGCUGUCCACUAAGCUGUUUAAACAUGUGAAAUCUGGUUAGUUUUGGUAGAAUGAAGAUUAAAUAUUAAAUUAUUUAUGUCAAUGCGUUUAUCGCUUAAUUGAUUUAUAAUCAGUACUAGUGCAAAUAACAUAUUUAUGUUUUACACUUCCCAAUGAUCAGAAGGCAUUGAAGGGAAUUUUAACACGAAUGGGUGGAUAAGUCUGCGCCUGAAAAUAAGUUGUAGGAAGGAAGACAGAGUAGAAGAAUUCCGUCACCCAUGCAGGGGCGUAGCUAUACCCCUUUUCCAGUAAGUGUGGAAGCCAUUGAUUACCGACUAAUAUCGGCACUGGUUACCAACAACCAGCUUAUUUCAUCAAUAGAUCGAGGGGGCGGAAAGUAUUUUCUUUUAAUUUUUCCGCGAUCGGCCGUCAAAAUCAGCGUGAUUUACGUUGUUAAAUGUUUUUGACGGGUUACUUUCAAAAUAAAGAGUGAAGCGUUAUCUCAUCUUUGUUGUUACAAACGAGAUAAAGGAUCCCGUAAGGCCUGUUACAACC
Molecule: messenger RNA, 2466 nt
Organism: Lytechinus variegatus (green sea urchin)
Lineage: Eukaryota; Metazoa; Echinodermata; Echinoidea; Temnopleuroida; Toxopneustidae
Product: cytochrome P450 1A5-like
Exons: 1
Coding region: 268-1812 (514 amino acids)
Molecular function (GO): iron ion binding; monooxygenase activity; heme binding
Source: RefSeq, a predicted model, not a curated record